Messenger RNA from Theobroma umbraticum, 1398 nucleotides. Lineage: Eukaryota; Viridiplantae; Streptophyta; Magnoliopsida; Malvales; Malvaceae. The record is from RefSeq and is a predicted model, not a curated record.
AUGCCGCCAACCCAAAGCUUAAAAGAGCAACAUGUUGCCGUCUUGGCAUUCCCAUUUGGCAGUCACGAUCUAACUAUCCUAAGCCUAACGCGCAGGUUGGCUCGUGCAGCGCCAAAUGUGCAGUUUUCUUUUCUAAGUACAGCAAAAUCUAAUGACUCUAUGUUUUCGGCUUUUAAGCUUGAUGUCCCUGAAAAUAUGAGAACCUAUAAUGUGGAGGACGGUGUACCGAUUAAUCAUGUUUUCAGUGGAAACCCAGUGAAGAGAUUGGAGCUCUUCCUUAAGGCGACUCCUGGAAACUUUAUGAAGGGCUUAGAUGUUGCAGUGUUGGAAACUGGUAGGAAAGUUAGCUGCCUAGUCACGGAUGUCUUCUUGACGUUUGCUGCGGAUAUGGCUAAGGGUAUGCAAGCUUCUUGGGUCCCUCUUUGUGUUGCGGUCCCAUACAAUCUGUCAGCCCAUGUAUACACUGAUCUCAUUCGCAGGCUUUACAAUCAUGAUGGUGGUGAAGCGAAUGGUGCAAAUUUCCGGCACCAAAAUCUGGAUGCUAUUCCAGGGUUAUCUGCAAUGUACGUUACAGAUUUAUCUGAUGAAAUAUUGCCUAGAGAUUCGAAAGAAACGUUAUUUUCUUGCAUGCUGAGUAGAAUUGGAUAUGUUUUGCCUCAAGCUACCGCUAUUGUCAUGAAUUUUUGCCAAGAACUUUACACUGCCCCACUCCUAGAUGAUCUCAAGUCCAUGUUCCCAAAUUUGCUCAACGUUGGUUUCCUAACGCAAGAACUACCGCCGCCACCAUUGCCUCCAUCAGAUUCAGAUUCGACAGGGUGUUUGUCAUGGCUAGACAAGAAAAAAUCCAAGUCUGUCGUGUAUAUUGGCUUUGGAACUGUGGCAACCCCAUCAGGUGAUGAGUUAGUAGCAUUGGCAGAGGCACUUGAAGAAAGUCACAUUCCAUUUCUUUGGUCUCUUAACGACAAUUGUAAGUCCCGUUUACCGACUGGAUUUCUUCAAAGGACAAGCAUGUAUGGGAAAAUCGUUUCGUGGGCACCCCAAACUCAGGUCUUAGGACAUGCUUCAACAGGCGUGUUUGUGACACAUUGUGGAGCAAAUUCUGUGUUUGAAAGCGUUGCAAAUGAAGUGCCAAUGAUCUGCAGACCAAUGUUUGGGGAUCAUUGGAUGAACGGACGUAUGGUGGAGGAAGUAUGGGGAAUUGGUGUCAGAGUUGAGGGGCUUGUCUUCACAAAGAGUGGAGUCCUCAAGAGCUUGGAACUCAUUUUGGGACAUGAACAAGGGAGGAAAAUGAGAGAAAGGAUUAGAAGCCUUAGAGAGCUUGUCUUGAAAGCCGCACGACCUAGUGGAAGUGCUUCGCAAGACUUCAAAACUUUAGUUGAAACAAUCUUAAAUUCUUAA